CCCCAGCCCUGAGGUUCUCCUACCGCCAGCGAAAGUCACCGAGGUUAUUAAGAGCUGAGAUCACUGUUAAGUGCUGGAGGCAGAGAAAGAAGGAGCCGUCCCACUCCUACAGGGAGUGAGUAGCAAUCCAAGCUGCAGAAAGUUGACGUGCUGGAGAUCACGGUGUAGCACAUGGAGAGCCUGCAACAGAGCAACACCCUGGGAACUUCUGUAAUCCAAGUGACAGCUACAGAUGCUGAUGAUGCCAACUAUGGAAACAGUGCCAAAGUAGUGUAUAGCAUCCUCCAGGGACAACCAUAUUUCUCAGUGAACCCAGAGACAGGAAUAAUCAAAACUGCUUUACCAGACAUGAGCAGAGAAAAUAGGGAGCAGUACCAAGUGGUCAUCCAGGCCAAGGACAUGGGAGGCCAGAUGGGAGGAUUAUCAGGGACCACUACGGUGAACAUCACACUGACUGAUGUCAACGACAAUCCACCUCGAUUCCCCCAGAGUACUUACCAAUUCAGCUCUCCUGAGUCCGCAUCGCUUGGGACUCCUCUCGGCAGAAUAAAAGCCAAUGACCUCGAUGUGGGUGAAAAUGCUGCGACUGAGUAUGGCAUUUCCAACGGGGAUGGAUCAGACAUGUUUGAUAUCAUCACUGAUGAGGACACACAGGAAGGGAUUAUAACCAUCAAAAAGAUAUUCUGUGGAUCGACACACUGACCUCGACAGAAUAUUCAACAUCCACUCAGGAAAUGGGUCUAUAUUCAUCUCAAAGCCACUUGAUCGGGAAGAAACUCCCGGCACAAUAUCACUGUUAUAGCAACUGAAAUCAGUGAGUUGGAGAUGGCUUAUCUGAAGAGAAUGUUAGAACACAGAAAUUUGGAAAUUCUAUAACAAAUUUCUGUUUUAAAUGUUUUUACCAGAUUCACCCUUGUCUGUCUUUAAAAAUUAUAGCCAAGCACAUCAUUUGCUAACUACA
Mauremys reevesii (Reeves's turtle) is the source of this 961-nucleotide messenger RNA. Its product is annotated as cadherin-9-like. Gene Ontology annotation, cellular component: adherens junction; plasma membrane; catenin complex. Gene Ontology annotation, molecular function: calcium ion binding; cadherin binding. The record is from RefSeq and is a predicted model, not a curated record. NCBI's taxonomy places the organism in Eukaryota, Metazoa, Chordata, Testudines, Geoemydidae. Gene Ontology annotation, biological process: cell morphogenesis; homophilic cell-cell adhesion; multicellular organism development. The coding region runs from base 172 to 702 and encodes 176 amino acids. The transcript has 6 exons.